UCUUUAAAAGAUGAAUUCUAACCAAUAGACUAGAACAUAUCUCUUAUAAUCAACGGUUGAGAUACAUUCCUAAGUUUUAGGUUCUUGUUUUAUCUUCUUAAACUUCACUCUUUUUCUUCUCCAAUUAACCUGCUCUCACACUCUCUUUCUCUCUCUCACACACAAAGCCUUCUUCAUCAAUCUUCUUCUUCUCCUUCAAUCUAGCUUAAUCCAGUAACAAAGAAGACGAAGAUGAUGUUAGGGAAAAGACCUCGUCCUCCAAUGAAAAGAACAACAAGCAUGUCCGAAAUAACCUUCGAUCUGAACACAAUAACACCAGAAGACGAUCCCAACAACAACAACAACAACAACAACCUCUUCAGUCCUCACGGACCUGGCGUUGGUCCGUUCGGUCCAUAUCCAUAUCCACCAACUUCUCCGGGAACCAACGGUUCAGAUCAGAGCAAGCUUUUAGCCACAGUUUCACCUAGAAACCAUAGAAGAAACUCAUCUGAUAUGAAUCACACACCUGAUUUCUUACGCUCUUGCUUUCUCUGUAAACGCCGUUUGGUUCCCGGCCGUGACAUCUACAUGUACAAAGGAGAUAGUGCUUUCUGCAGUUUAGAGUGUCGACAACAGCAGAUGAAUCAAGAUGAGAAGAAAGAUAAGUGUGGUGUGGCAUCAAAGAAGCAAGUUGUUGUUGCGGCGGGUUCUAAAGUUACUGCAAAAAGUGAAAAAACCGCGGUUGCCACAAGUUUGUAGCAUAACAUCCAAACAAGGAUUAAUUGAUGGCAUGCAAUUUUAAUUAUCCAUGUGUUCUUGGGGUUUCAUAUCAGUAAAUUAUUAUUUAAAUAUGUUAAUGUUUAUAUAUUUAUAAAUACCUAGCUCCUUUAUUUUUGUUAUGAAUUUUGUUCCUUUUUGUUCUGGCUUUGUAAUUUUCAUCUUGGCUUGAGUGGUUAUGUCCACUUCUUUGCUUGUUAAUAGGCCAGUAAUUUUGAAGCAACAAGUGUACUAUUUCCAGCUUAACCACUGAUUUUUCUGAGUUCGAACUCAGUCUUAAACA
Molecule: messenger RNA, 1042 nt
Organism: Vicia villosa (hairy vetch)
Lineage: Eukaryota; Viridiplantae; Streptophyta; Magnoliopsida; Fabales; Fabaceae
Product: FCS-Like Zinc finger 5-like
Exons: 2
Coding region: 232-741 (169 amino acids)
Source: RefSeq, a predicted model, not a curated record